This is a messenger RNA of Mytilus californianus (California mussel), 2511 nucleotides long. RefSeq names its product toll-like receptor 4. The transcript has a single exon. The record is from RefSeq and is a predicted model, not a curated record. Lineage: Eukaryota; Metazoa; Mollusca; Bivalvia; Mytilida; Mytilidae. The coding region runs from base 164 to 1870 and encodes 568 amino acids. Gene Ontology annotation, molecular function: protein binding.
GUUGACGUUUGACUUUUUAGUUAUCCUUUCAUUCAGUUCUUCUGUUUAUUCAAGGCAAUAUGAAGUAACAUUAAGUAAAAAGGUAAUAAGAUGUGACUGUAGUUCAAGGAGGUUCACAUUUAUAUCGACAGAUUGUCCAUCAAACACAACAGAUUUACUUCUGAUGAAAAAUAACCUAAACGGUCUAGGUAAGGCAAUAUUUACUAAAUAUACACAGCUUAUAUAUAUUGAUAUGAGCAGUUGUAAUAUAAGUGCAAUUGAUAAAUCAGCUUUUGAAAAAUUGACACAUUUAACCGAACUGAAUUUAUUCGAUAAUCCAAUGAAAACGUUUCAAGGGAAUAUAUUUGCACCACUAGAUGAACUAAAAGUACUUCAUAUAUCACAUGAUUUGCUAUCAACGUAUCCAAGAGAUUCGUGGUCGGAUGUUUCAAAUUUAACAAAGGUGUUUACUUAUGGUGGACCGUCAAAUGGAUCAUUCGCAGAAAUAUUUUCUGUUAUGCAAAAUCUAAAGUUCUUCAACAGUGAUUAUAAACAUAAUAUGUUACAUAACUGUACGUUUAGCGCAUUUAAAAGUACACCGUUGGAAUAUUUAAGUAUAGUGGGCAGAUUAUGGGCGAUAGCAAUACAUGCUUUUUCACCUUUAAGAGUUCUUUCUAGUCUAAUUAUUCCAAAUCAAGAUUAUCUUAUACUAUCAAAUACAUUACCAGCUUUGCACGUGUUUGAAAAUCGACAAAUGGAUGAAUUGGAUUUGAGCAAUAAUUUUAGACAUUACGGGGAAUAUGUUAUAACAACCGAUCUACUUGCAUUUAUCGGUAAUAUAUGCGUAAGGAAAAUAUCUUUAACUGGUAAUGGUAUAAGGCUGAUAGAUGCAGCCGCCCUUCAGAAGAUGAAAUACAAACAUUGUCUUGAGAAUUUAAAUCUUAAUAAUAAUGACUUCGAUUAUCAUCAGGCUUGGUUGAUAGUGGAUUUCAAUUUGUUUACAAAUCUCAGAAGAAUAGACUUUUCGUCUAUAAAUGGACGAUUCACUAACAAUAUACCAAUACAAAAGAGAUAUAGUAAACGAUGUACACUUGACCAUCUAGACAAAAGUUUAGUUCCCAUACAAACAUGCAACAUGGAAGAUAUCGUGAUACGAUUUCCGUCUUCGCUUGAAUUCAUCAACGCAUCUUUAAUUCACAGCCAUACCAGUUCAAUAAAUAGCAUCACGUUUAAGGGUAUAAAAACACUAAAAAUGUUUGAUUUAACAUACUCUUCAUUUUACGACUGCAAUUAUUAUUUUCACGGAUUGCAGAACGUGAGAGUUCUAAAUAUGUCACACUUCAAAUGUAGUGUUUUAAAUCCUGAAUUUCUUCGUUCGGGUUUAAAUUUGGAACAGUUGAUAAUGCAAAGUUCUUCACUAAGUAUUGGUCUAAAAGAUGACCAUCACAGUAUAUUCCUCCAUGGACUCAAACGUUUGCAGUAUAUAGACUUUUCAAGAAAUGCAUUUGAAGACCGAUUCAGAAUUUCAACAUUUAAAAGUCAAUUAGACAGUUUGCAAUCUUUGAUACUUGAAGGAAAUUUAUUCACAAGUAUUCCCUUAAAUCUCAAUUACUUUAACCGACUUAGUCUCCUUAACCUGAGAAACAACAAGAUGGCUUAUUUGACUACACAGGAAAUUGACGCCCUUGAAGUGCUAUUUGAAAAAUCAAAUAGAACUAUGACAGUCUUAUUAGAAGGAAACCCUCUUGUCUGUAGUUUUGCUUCGUUAGAUUUUGUAGAAUGGUUAUUUACUACUAAAGUGAAAUUUGACACAAUGGUAGUUAUUCGUGUGUCGAAAACGAUGGCAAUAUUACACCAACAAAUGCAGUUUACAAUCACUUGCGAAUUAUGAGAAUCAGAUGUAUUACGACAGUAUGGGUUAUUUUCUCUGCAUCAUUGUUCGGUGUGCUUCUUUUAUUCAUUCUAGGUGGAUAUCGUUACAAAUUGCACCUACAAUACUUUUGUUUAUUAUCGGAAUCUCCAAUCCUCUUUUCCGGAAGUCAAAAGAAGAAGAACUUGAAUAUGAUGCAUAUGUAGCUUAUUGCGAUGGCGACUAUAAAUAGGUAUAUGGACCUUUGCGCUUAUUCCUUGAAGAGAAACGAAAUUAUAAACUUCUUUUGUCAGAUAGAGGAGAUGGAGACGUACGGAGUAGUCAAAAUAGGCUGGCCAUAUGUAAUUCCAUUUCAAAAUGCAAAAAGAUAAUCUUAGUGAUUUCAAAUGAGUUUGUGAACAAUGAAUGGGCAAACUAUGAAGCUACUAUUGGAAUUGAGCAUUUUGUUGGGUUGCAAGCAAAAAUAAUUGUCAUAAACUUAGAACGUACAAUCAAAACAGAAAUACCAAAAUGUGUAUUGCAAAUGAUGUCUCUAAAUGCCAAUGACCACAUUCGUAAAACAGACACAUUAAAUGAAAACAACAUUUUCUGGAAAUGUUUGGAUAAAGCCAUGAAAAGAUAAAAGUAUAAAUGUUAAAUGAUUAAAUUAUGAUAUCAAACAA